This is a messenger RNA of Epithele typhae, 693 nucleotides long. RefSeq lists its product as uncharacterized. Lineage: Eukaryota; Fungi; Basidiomycota; Agaricomycetes; Polyporales; Epitheliaceae. The transcript is spliced from 3 exons. The coding region runs from base 1 to 693 and encodes 230 amino acids. The record is from RefSeq and is a predicted model, not a curated record.
AUGAAUCACCCCACUUCGGCCGACGAGCGUAAUCCAUCCAACAGCGACGCCGAGUCUGAUGGCGAUGACUGGGUUCUUGUAUCAAGCUCCGACCAUGCCUCCCCUCCCCCCUCCACCGACGACGAAGAAGCAGAUACUCCGGACGUGCGCGUUGACAAGUCCAGCUCAUUGUUUGAGGCUUUCAAUGCCCGCGUCGCUCGUGCUCUGAUCAAGUUCGCGCCGCAACCCACUCUCCCCCGGUCGCAGGUAUAUAAUGGCAAGAAUCGCCCCCCUCUCUGGCGGUUCGGCUACGCCUUCGAGUUGGACGUUGCCUUCGAGUAUGCCGUUCGACACAAACUCAAGAUGCUACCCGACGAUGACGAGGAGGCCGAGGUUCCCACCUUUGAAACAGUCCUUGCUCGACAGGGCAGAUCGGCGCGUGGGAUGACGCUGAUGGCACUCAGACUCAUGACAAACGACCUUUCCGAUAAGUGCGGUUUCAUCUUGAACAUUGCGCGUACGCUCUCGGUCGGCCGCGGGCUCAAGUUCGUGGUCUACCUGUGGUCGAACUACGACUACGACGAGCAGGUAAAGCUCUGUCAUGAUUACGAUCUUGUCCUGCACAUCCUCGACGAGGCGUUCAAGCCGUUUCCUGGGGCGAUAGCUGAACCAUUCUGGUACAUCGACGUGGACAAUGAUUGUCUGGGAAUAUAG